AAGUUUAACAUCAUUAAUUCAUACCCACACACUCUUUUUCUUACUUUUUUUUUUCCUAUUCUUUUCUACUCUUACAAAUUUACCAAUACAACACAAAACAGAGCCAGAAUCUCCGCAGUGUCUUAUGUAACUCACUCCACCACACUUUUUGUCCAACCCACAAAAUUAUAACAUGUUCUAGUACUCCGUAUAUGCUUUUAAGGUUGUCACUCUUUCUUUGGAAAAAAACUCAGCAAUGGUUUGUCAAGAAGAAUCUUCAUCCACGAUUGACCUUCCUACUCAUUCAUCCUCCUUUGCUGAAUCCAGCUUCCGUGAACUCGACGAUGCAUUCUUGCAGACUCAAACCAGAAUAUGGCUAGGAGAAGUUUUGCAGAUAAGAUUGGAUGAUCAACUCGUUACAUCAGAAUUACUUGCUGAUGGAGAAUUGCUGUUUCAAGUAUCAAAAGUAAUAUGGAAAUUGCUGUUGGAAAAGCAUAAGCUUAGGCACAUAAAAGCAUACAAAAAUCAUCCAUUUUCUUCUAAGAGAAACAGUGGCAUCUAUAGGCCUUAUUCAAAUGUUGAUUCAUUUCUCAAGAUCUGUAAAAUCUUGGGAUUGAUUGGGAUUGAUCUCUUCACUCCGUCCGAUGUAGUUGAGAGAAAAAAUACUCGAAGAGUUUGUAUGUGUGUACGAUCAUUCUCGAAAAAAGCUAGGUCUGUGAGUAUAAAUGUUCCUGAUUUUGAUAUUGUGACAUGUAUGGUAGCGAUGCCGAAAGAUAUGGUUGGAUGCAUCCGUAGAAGCAUAGAGCUGUCUCAGAGCAUCAAUGUAGAUUCUUCUGGCCAACAGUUACAGAAGCCUGCUAGUCGAAAAUCUAGUCAGGGUUACUCGGUUGCGAGCUGCAAUAGGGAUUACGUGACCUGUUCAGACCCUGCUAAUGACACAGGAAGCAUGUGUCUGUUUCAUGAAGUACACGCUGACGAUUUAUACGAUUACAAGUCGGAGAUAAGCUACAAUAUACCAUCUGUAAUGGGUGAAAGUGAUUUUGUGUUCGGAGAUUUAGAUCAAUUGGAUACACGAAAUCAACCGAGAAAUGAGAUUUUGAAUGAUGAGUUUGAAUUGUUAUCGUCGAUGGAAUCAUUAGAAUAUCAUUGCUCUGACAAUGUAGAACAAGAAUACGAUUGCAAUCUGAUUUGGGUGUCAUCUUCUUGUGGAGAUCAAAACGUCGACGUAAUUGGUAUGAAAUCUCAUUUUGAUACUAGAGUAGAGCAAGUUCAAGAGAGUAGGAUCAUAGACUACGAUUACUUUGAGCAUGAUUUGUUUAGAAAUAACGCUUCUGUCACCGGGACUCCUACAAAUGACAGAACUUCAGUUAUGGAUGCUACAUUAUUUGCAAAAACUAAAAAGGACUCUGAUAUGAUUGGUGAAAUAAAUAGUUUAAACACAACUCCGCAGACGGUUGAAAUAGGUAGAUGUUUUGAUAUUUCUGAUAAUACGGAGGUUCUGCAAGUAGCUGGCGUAAACUGUUUGGCUAGGGAACCACUGAAUUCGGGAGAUUUAUUUGACGCGGAGAAUAAUGAUCAGAAAAUUGAGUCCUUUGGAUUAUACAAUGACAAUAAUGAUCAUUGGGACAAGAUAAAAGAAUAUGAAGCUCAAGACAUAAUGAAAUGCAAUGAAUUGGCAUACGAGAUUGCUUCUUGUGCAAGAAAUUCAUAUUCUGUAAAUAGAUUUGAGGAAAUCGAGCAUUCAUUAUAUUCUCCUGAUUGGUACUUCUGCAAUACUAAUUCUUCAGAGAGAGUUGUACAUCGUAGCAAUGGCAUUAGCUCAACUCUACGGAAAAAGUAUCUAGCAGAUGAAGUCGUGGAGUCACAAGUUGAUUCGAGGUGCUCGGAUAACGCUAGUUGCGACUAUUUGCCUGAAUUUUGUAAAUGGGAUCAGAAAGGAAAAAAUGCUACAGCAUCAAAUAGAAUGAAAGAUAGCCUAAGUUUAUCAUAUUUUUUGGAAGAUGUCUCUCAAAAAGAAACUUCAGCACCUAACAGACAAAAGGAUUCUGAAGUUUUGAUGUCCAAAAUUAUGUUGCCUUGCGUGCCAAGCAAGGAAGAUAUAGUUAGUGCGGCCGCUAUUAAUUUAGACAGUGAUGGUAAACUAAACAAUGGUUUUUUGGAUCUUGCAUCUAGUCCUCUAGGUGUAGAUAAAUGUGAAAAAGGUCCAACUCAAGAUGGAGAGACUAACGAUUCUUGUGAAAAAGAUGUCGCAACAGAUCAAAGCUCAAAACUUGAAUGCAACGAGGCUCAUCAAGCAUCUCAAUACGACACGGAUCAUGUUUACCCUCCAGAACAUUCUCGGGUGCGUAUGGAACAGGAAGAAGUAAAACCAGAAGAAGACAGAAUAGAAAUACCAAAAUCAAAAUCCCAAAAGAAACUACUGCUAAGAUCAGUCUUAGGUGGUGCCACUGCUGUUGGUUUGUUAUUCAUGUUUCUCAACCUAAGGAAGAAUGGUGGAGAAAAAGAUGCACAACCAAAUAAGACAUCUAGUCAUAAAAACAAAGAGAAAAUUCACAAACACUCAACCAAGAAAGUAAAUAGGAUGAGUACAACAAAAGAGGUUUAUCCGGCUGAAAAACUCGAGUUAAAAUGAUUUUUUUUGGUUAAGCAGUUUAGUGGCUAAAAUCCAUCUUAUUAAAGAUGAAAAAAUGGAAUGUCACGGGUUCAAAUGCACGUCUGCAUUCAUAUUCCUAUACAACUAUCAACUCAACUGUCUUAUUACACAUGUUUUAGUAUAAUAAAAACAUUGAAUCUAAGUUGAAAAUUUUAAA
Messenger RNA from Lathyrus oleraceus (garden pea), 2789 nucleotides. RefSeq lists its product as uncharacterized. The record is from RefSeq and is a predicted model, not a curated record. Gene Ontology annotation, biological process: actin crosslink formation. The transcript has 8 exons. Gene Ontology annotation, cellular component: actin filament. Gene Ontology annotation, molecular function: cytoskeletal adaptor activity; actin filament binding. Lineage: Eukaryota; Viridiplantae; Streptophyta; Magnoliopsida; Fabales; Fabaceae. The coding region runs from base 236 to 2611 and encodes 791 amino acids.